CAAAAAGAUUUAAUAUAAGGAAUUAGCCGCCCUCCAUAAUUGUGGGCAAGUCCCAAAUUCUGCAGGGUGAGUUGAUGAGCUGGAGACCCAACGAGCAGAUGAUGUGAUUCCAGUCUUAGCGCCUGCAGACUUGAGACCCAGGAAGAGCCAAUGUUUCUGUUUGAGUCCAAGGCAGAAAAAAAAAAAAAGAACCUGAUGACCAAAUUCAAAGACUGUCAGGCAAAAGGAGUUCCCUCUUACUCCCGGAGAAUCUGCCUUUUUCAGGCCUUUGACUGCUUGGAUAAGGUCCACUAACAUUAGGGUAGGCAAUCUGUUUUACUCCGUCAACCAGUUCAAAUGUCAAUCCCAUUUGAAAAUACCCUCACAGAAACACCCAGAAUGAUGUUUCACCAAAUAUCUGGGUGUUCCAUAGCCCAAAGAGAUGGAAACAAAGUUAGUCAUUAUACCAACACUAGUAUCAGUACUGUUAGGAUGAUUCCUUUUCAUCAGUAAUAAGCCCAGAAAUAUGUUGAUACAGAUCAAAUAGAUCAUCAUUCAUCAUAAUGAAGAAUCUAUUGAUGGAGUAAAAAUUGUUUCCUCUUCCACUGAUUGUAUUAUAGGUGGCGUUUGGUGAGCUAUAUCUGUCAUUUAGUGCAAAAAAGAAUUCAGAUGAUGUUGGGAAAUUUUAAUCACAACUGUUCUUUACAUGAGCCUGCUACUGAAAACCUUCAGUAAAGGAGUGAAUCUUCCUUGCCCCAUCGAGAGUUGCUUUUCAGCUGGAAGAAGGGUGUGUCCCCAAGUUUUUACCUGGGAGCAAUGAUGAUCUUGUCAAGCAUUUCAGUGAGACCAGCCCAAGUUUUUAGGGUGGGGAUCCAGACUGGUUAUACGUACCUUCAGUCCUUCUCCCAGAGGAAGGCAGAAACACCUCAAAGCCUGCAUGUAAGAACAUCUACUGAGAAAUUAUUUUAAUCAGACACCAGCUGAGUGGGAGAAAGAAAAAGAACAGAGAAGAACAAACAAAACUCCCUUGGUCUUGGAUGUAAGAGAAUCCAGCAGAGAUGGACUGGCGUUUCUUCAGAGGAGCUGCAGUGCUGUUCAUUUUUCUGGUGGUGGUAGAAGUUAACAGUGAAUUCCGAAUCCAGGUAAGAGAUUAUAACACUAAAAAUGGCACCAUUAAAUGGCAUUCGAUCCGAAGGCAGAAACGUGAAUGGAUCAAGUUCGCAGCGGCAUGUCGUGAAGGUGAAGACAACUCAAAAAGGAAUCCAAUCGCCAAAAUUCACUCAGAUUGUGCUGCAAACCAGCAAGUUACAUACCGCAUCUCUGGAGUAGGAAUUGAUCAGCCACCGUAUGGGAUCUUUGUCAUUAAUCAGAAAACUGGUGAAAUUAAUAUAACAUCCAUAGUUGAUCGAGAAGUCACUCCCUUCUUCAUUAUCUACUGCCGAGCUCUGAACUCAAUGGGCCAAGAUUUAGAGAGGCCGCUAGAGCUCAGAGUCAGGGUUUUGGAUAUAAAUGACAACCCUCCAGUGUUUUCAAUGGCUACAUUUGUAGGACAAAUAGAAGAAAAUUCUAAUGCAAAUACACUGGUGAUGAUACUCAAUGCUACUGAUGCAGAUGAACCAAACAACUUGAAUUCAAAAAUAGCCUUCAAGAUUAUAAGACAAGAACCUUCAGAUUCACCAAUGUUUAUUAUCAACAGAAAUACUGGAGAAAUUCGAACGAUGAAUAAUUUUCUAGACAGAGAGCAAUAUGGCCAGUAUUCUCUUGCUGUAAGAGGCUCUGACCGAGACGGCGGGGCAGAUGGCAUGUCAGCGGAAUGUGAGUGCAACAUUAAAAUCCUCGAUGUCAAUGAUAAUAUCCCUUACAUGGAACGGUCUUCAUACGACAUAAGUAUUGAAGAAAAUACCCUAAAUUCAAAUAUGCUCGAGAUUAGAGUAAUUGAUUUGGAUGAAGAGUUCUCAGCUAACUGGAUGGCGGUAAUUUUCUUUAUCUCUGGAAAUGAAGGAAAUUGGUUUGACAUAGAAAUGAACGAAAGAACAAAUGUGGGAAUUUUAAAGGUUGUUAAGCCCUUAGAUUAUGAAGCUAUGCAGAAUCUGCAACUUAGUAUUGGUGUCAGAAAUAAAGCUGAAUUUCAUCAUUCAAUUAUGUCUCAGUAUAAACUGACAGCAACUGCAAUUACUGUGACUGUGUUAAAUGUAAUUGAAGGCGCAGUGUUUCGUCCAGGUUCAAAGACAUAUGUUGUAACUGGUAAUAUGGGAUCAAAUUACAAAGUGGGAGACUUUGUAGCUACUGACCUGGACACAGGUGGACCUUCAACGACUGUUAGAUAUGUAAUGGGAAAUAAUCCAGCUGACCUUCUAGCUGUGCUACAGGGAAAGAAUGCUCUUCCAAGAGACCUUGCACUGGUACAAUUAAUAUUGACAUUCAAAGAAUGGUUGAUGGAGAUGACAGGACUAAUACCAGCGAGCACUGAGUUUAACCAAUACUGGCAGAGAGAGAAUAUUACUAUCCUUCCACCACCAGUGGUCCCAUUUUUGAUGAUUUGUUGUGAUUGUGGAGGUGCUCCUCGUAGUGCAGCUGGCUUUGAGCCUGUUCCUGAAUGUUCAGAUGGAGCAAUUCAUUCAUGGGCAGUAGAAGGACCACAGCCUGAACCCGGGGUUAUGACCACCAUCAUACCACAAAUACCACCUGAUAAUGCAAAUAUAAUUGAAUGCAUUGACAACUCAGGAGUUUAUACAAAUGAGUAUGGUGGCAGAGAAAUGCAAGAUCUGGGAGGAGGAGAGAGAAUGACAGGAUUUGAACUAACAGAGGGAGUUAAAACUUCAGGAAUGCCUGAGAUAUGUCAAGAAUACUCUGGAACAUUAAGAAGAAAUUCUAUGAGGGAAUGUAGAGAAGGAGGUCUGAAUAUGAAUUUCAUGGAAAGCUACUUCUGUCAGAAAGCAUAUGCUUAUGCAGAUGAAGAUGAAGGACGCCCAUCCAAUGACUGUUUGCUCAUAUAUGACAUCGAAGGUGUAGGUUCCCCUGCUGGCUCUGUGGGUUGCUGUAGCUUCAUUGGAGAAGAUCCGGAUGACAGCUUCUUGGAUACUCUGGGACCUAAAUUUAAGAAGUUGGCAGACAUCAGCCUAGGAAAAGAAAUUGAAUCAUAUCCAGACCCUGAUCCUUUUUGGCCACCCCAAAGCACUGAACCAGUUUGCCUUCCUCAGGAAACAGAGCCCAUUGUUAGUGGACACCCACCAAUCUCCCCACAUUUCGGCACUACCACAGUAAUUUCUGAGAGCACCUAUCCCUCGGGACCUGGUGUGCAGCAUCCUAAGCCUAUUCUCGAUCCUCUGGGCUAUGGUAAUGUCACUGUGACCGAGUCUUACACCACCUCUGACACUCUGAAGCCCUCUGUGCACUUUCACGAUAACCGACAAGCAUCAAACGUGGUGGUGACAGAGAGAGUGGUCGGCCCAAUCUCUGGCACUGAUUUGCAUGGAAUGUUAGAGAUGCCUGACUUGCGAGAUGGGUCAAAUGUCAUAGUGACAGAAAGGGUAAUAGCACCAAGCUCUAGUCUACCUGCCUCUCUGACUAUUCAUCAUCCUAGAGAGUCUUCAAAUGUGGUAGUGACAGAAAGAGUAAUCCAACCAACUUCCGGCAUGAUAGGUAGUCUUAGUAUGCACCCCGAGUUAACCAAUGCCCACAAUGUGAUUGUGACAGAGAGGGUUGUUUCUGGUGCUGGCGUAACUGGAAUUAGUGGCACCACUGGGAUCAGCGGUGGCAUAGGCAGCAGUGGCCUGGUUGGCACCAGCAUGGGCGCUGGGGGUGGGGCCCUGAGUGGAGCUGGCAUAAGUGGUGGUGGCAUUGGCCUGAGCAGCUUGGGAGGGACAGCCACCAUUGGCCACAUGAGGAGUUCCUCUGACCAUCACUUUAACCAAACCAUUGGGUCCGCCUCCCCUAGCACAGCUCGAAGUCGAAUCACAAAGUACAGUACCGUGCAAUAUAGCAAGUAGUCAGGACCCCAGCUCACUUUUUCAUAUCAUUGUGGUUUAGAUCCAAUUCCCACCACUAAAAAACUAACAAUGUGAUUUAUAACGCACAACUUCGUGCUCAGGUCAUCUAGGAGCAAGGUGAGAAAUCACAAUGAGAAAAAUAAAUGGAAACACCGCUGCUAGGGGAGAGCUCUCCUUAUCAUUCGUAAACAUUUUUCUUAUAUUAGGACUAAGGAACUAAAACUUGAGGCAGAGCCUUCUUUGUGCCUGAAUGGCCUGUAGUCUAUCUCCAGCAUGUAACUGGCCUUACAACGGCAAUUGGCAUAAUUCUCCUUGCUCUGUUUUGCUUUUCCAUAUAGCUUGAGCAAAAUUUAAAAAGAACUAAAUAUGCAAUAUGUGUUCAUGUCUGUGGGAAAAAUCUAAAAUGUGUGCCACAUGCCCUCAGUUUCACAGAUAACAUAAAUAAAAAUUAAAAAAAAAAAAUUUUCAAGUUUGACUACAUAGUCAAGUCCACAAACCAUCAAGCACUCCUCCUUAAUUAUUGCACUAGAUAAAAUAAAUUUCAAAUUAGGAAGUGUUUCCUAGGAGGAAAAUUCCAUUAGAGAGUGACAAUAGGAUGAGGUUUCUUCAGGGUAAACUAGCAGCGCCUGAGCCUGAAUCUUAAUUUGGGGUCUCAGUUAAAUCUCCUGUGGAGUCAAGGAUUCUUCUGAUUCUAGUUUGUGUUUAGUGAUAGAUGUAAUCUUGACGAAUAUUGCUUACUGGUGAGGUUGAGGAAUAUCACACUCACCUUUCCCUUUACCAAUGUGGUUUUGACUUAAGAAAGCAAAACUUUCUAAGUUUACUUCUCGAAUUGAAGCAAGUGAGGCCAGACAUGGUUGUCAUCACUAAUGGUAAAUGACCUUCCAAGUAAGCAAAUGGGAACUGAACUGUGUUUUCAGGUUUUGUUUUUAGUACGUGAUAUUCAUUCAUAUCCAGCUCUUUAUUACAUAGCUCUGAAGUUAAAAUGAUGUACAUAGGCUGAGCUGUGGACAAGAAAAAAAGAAGCAGCUUGCAGUAUGCUUAAGCUUUGGGGAAUUUUUUUUUAAAGGGGAUCUAAAAAAAUGUUUUUAGAACAUGUAAAAUGUUUAAUGGGGAAAGUUGGAAAAGAAUUGUUUUGUAAAGUAAUACCAUGCUAAUUAUUCGCUUUUAGCACGUAAAGCAGUGGUUGCUUUAGCGAACCUCUGUUGCCCUUUUGCAGGGAUCAAUCAGGAACCUUUAACAGAGUUGACAAUAUUGUAUUGAUAAGAGUGAAAUAAUAAUAGAUAACCCCCUAAUUUUUCUCACUAGUAUAAAUUUUAAAUUCCUGAUUUGAUUUGUCAAUAAGAUCUGGGCUUAUUUAUGCUCUGAUUUAUAGGUAGUGUCCAAAUUAUACAGCAUAACAUAUUUUUCUAGUUUCAAAAUUUAGUAAUGUCCUAUUUAUGAUAUACCAUUUCUGUGUGUUUGCUAUAUAGUAUUACCCAAUUAAAAAUCUCUAAAAAGAAAGCAUUCUAAGGAAAAGGUAAAUUUACUAUUGCAUGGUAGAGAAACUUUUUCCUUUCUUAAAUACAAUGUUACUAUAAGCUCACUAAACUGAAACUCUAUAUGACAAAAUAAAAUUAGAAUAAAAAAUUUGCCCUGGA
Messenger RNA from Cercocebus atys (sooty mangabey), 5605 nucleotides. RefSeq names its product desmoglein 1 (gene DSG1). Gene Ontology annotation, molecular function: calcium ion binding; gamma-catenin binding. The coding region runs from base 1038 to 3968 and encodes 976 amino acids. Gene Ontology annotation, biological process: homophilic cell-cell adhesion. Lineage: Eukaryota; Metazoa; Chordata; Mammalia; Primates; Cercopithecidae. The record is from RefSeq and is a predicted model, not a curated record. The transcript has 16 exons. Gene Ontology annotation, cellular component: plasma membrane; desmosome.